AAGCAGCUGGGCGAGGUGCGCGCUGAGUCAGUUGCGCUGGAGCAGCGCUUGAAGGAGGAGACCAAGGCCGCCUUGGAGAAUCAGCGCACGGAGCUGGGCGCCCACAUGACCGCCCAGCAGGCAGACGCGGAUCGCCGCUUGGCUGCCGCGGAGCUCAGGUGCAAGGAGCUGGAGGAGAAGCUGGACCAGGAGUCGGACCGCUGUUCACAACUGCAGCUGGAUCGGGACCGUGUCACCCGGGAGCUGGAAGCGCUGCGACUGGAGAUGCAGCAGCUGCUGGCCGACCUGGAAAAGGCGCACAGUCAAGGGUUGGAUCGCGUGCAGGCAGCGGUGCAAGAGAUCGACCAUCUGACGGCCAAGAUCAAGGAGAU
Messenger RNA from Astrephomene gubernaculifera, 371 nucleotides. The record is from the annotation of a GenBank genome assembly. NCBI's taxonomy places the organism in Eukaryota, Viridiplantae, Chlorophyta, Chlorophyceae, Chlamydomonadales, Astrephomenaceae.